AUGAGUGUGGAUCCAGCUUGUCCCCAACGCCUGCCUUGUUCUGAGCCAUUGGAUUCUAUGGGUUCUCCACCUCCACCUGUGAGCUGUGGGCCAGAAGAACAGGAUCCGGCCUUGCCAAUGUCAUCCGCUGAGGUGCCCCACGCUGAGACUGUCUCAUCCCUCCCUUCCUCAGUGGAUCCGCUCAUUCUGGAGAGCCCCGACUCUUCCACUAGUCCCACAGUAGACAAGAGCUCAGUGAAGAAGGAAGAGAAGGUCCAGGUCAAGAAACAGAAGAGCAGAACUGUGUUCUCUGCCACCCAGCUGUGUGUGCUCAACGCCAGAUUUCAGAGACAGAAGUACCUCAGCCUCUAGCAGAUGCAGGAGCUGUCCGACAUUCUGAACCUCAGCUACAAACAGGUUAAGACCUGGUUCCAGAACCAGAGAAUGAAGUGUAAGCGGUGGCAGAAAAACAAGUGGCCAAAGAACUGCAGUGCUGUGACUCAGAAGGGCCCAGCACCUGCUGAAUACCCUGGGAUCUAUGCCGCCUACCACCAGGGAUGCCCGGUGAACCCAUCAGGAAACUUUCCAGGGUGGCCCGCCGGAACCCCCCAGUCCUGGACCACCCAGGCUUGGAGCCCCCAGUCCUGGAGCACCCAGUCCUGGAACAGCCAGACCUGGUGCUCCCCGGCCUGGGACGCGCAAUUCUAUAACUGUGGAGAGGAGUCUCUGCAGUCCUCCAUGCAGUUCCAGCAAGUUCUUCCUGCCGGUGAUCUGGAGGCCAUCUUGGAAACCUCUGGGGAAGGCCAGAAUGUGUUACAGUAAACCACUAAGUAUCUUAGCACCGCACAGACCAUGGACUUCAUGUUAAAUUACUCCAUGAGCAUGCUGCCUGAAGAUGCGUGA
Tupaia belangeri chinensis (Chinese tree shrew) is the source of this 882-nucleotide messenger RNA. It is a transcript of the gene NANOG, whose product is annotated as Nanog homeobox. Gene Ontology annotation, biological process: regulation of transcription by RNA polymerase II. Gene Ontology annotation, molecular function: DNA-binding transcription factor activity, RNA polymerase II-specific; RNA polymerase II cis-regulatory region sequence-specific DNA binding. The record is from RefSeq and is a predicted model, not a curated record. NCBI's taxonomy places the organism in Eukaryota, Metazoa, Chordata, Mammalia, Scandentia, Tupaiidae.